Messenger RNA from Branchiostoma floridae (Florida lancelet), 3224 nucleotides. RefSeq lists its product as uncharacterized. The record is from RefSeq and is a predicted model, not a curated record. The transcript has 5 exons. The coding region runs from base 325 to 954 and encodes 209 amino acids. Lineage: Eukaryota; Metazoa; Chordata; Leptocardii; Amphioxiformes; Branchiostomatidae.
UCAUGACCUUUGAACUAAACGCUGAAUCUCGGGUGAGAAUUUAGAAAUUCGAUGGUCAGCAACAGGAACGAUCAACAUGGUUCAACACAUGGAGGCAUGCGGAUCAACUGUUCAAUGCUUGCAAUGGUGUAGCUGACGCUGGACUUAAACUGUUCGUCAAGGUUAUAAACGGAAGUUCUUUGCGUGAAGCUACCCGCGGACCUGGCGUGCUGCCUGGCGGUGGAGCUCAGCAGGUCCCCCGCCUACACAAGACACUUCACCCGGUGGCUCACACGGACUCACGUGCGGAGACAAAACUAUAACACCCGCUGUGUCAUAGUCGACAUGGUGUCAUGGAACGUCAAUCAAGAAGGACAACCACAUUUAGUCACAGCCGACCAAGAAAUUAUCAAGAAUAUGCAGCUGCUGCAACUGCAAGGAUCUGCAAGCAGCUUUUCAAACUCAGAGUCAGAAAAAAUUCUCUCCGUUUGUGUGACGUUGAAGGAUUCAGACACGACUGUGCCGGUGGUGUUACAACUACAGGAACCUAUCAACACUGGCACACAACGGGACUUGUGCUGGAGUAAAAGGCUGCAUCCCCUGGUGACCCAGAAGAUCCAUCUAGAGAACCUGUUCUCCUACCUGUGCACCCUGGGAGGUGCCUACUCUGCUAUGGGGGACUACAACUCUUACCACGCUGACCAGGCUACGCUGGUGUCCCUGCGACAGCUGAAGAUUGCAUGCACAUUAGGGGACCCAGUCCUGUUGUCCUGCUGUUGUCUGUGGUACGCCAUCAGCUUAAUGCAGAAAGGACACUUCAAACAAGCCCAACACAUUGUCAGUAAGCAGUACCAGUUUUCCAAGACCUCUUCAGCGGGCUGUAACCAGCGGCUGCAGAAGAUGUGCCAGGGGAUCUGGAACAAGCUAAAAGCCAUGAAGACAGUCACACAGACCAACCACCGCUCGGCGCUAUAACCAACACAUUCUGCUAAAUAUACAGUUAACAUACUAUUAGGUGUCAUGUCAAUAGGACUUGAAAUACUCUUGGUGCAUGUGCACUCAUGGCUCGGAGAUCUUCGGAGCUUUGUGGGAGCUUUUAACAAACUUCAGUAACACCAACGGAAAGUUGGACAAAAAGGCGUACAACUCAAGCAGUGGUGGGAAGGGUUCAUUUGAUGCCCUCGCGGCACAACAAAGUCGUAUCCAUAUGAUGUGAAUAUUGCUGUGCAGUGAAUAAGUAAGAUUCAAUACAUACCAAAACCAAAUACCAAAACAGAGUGUCCUUUUCACAUCCCCUAAAGCUCCGAAAAUAACAUACAAGAAAAUUAUGAUUUGAAAGAGAAAUGAUAUAAAAAAGUAGAAAUGCACUCGUGUUUACAUCUUACUUCACCCUGUUGGAUUGACGUAUUGUUUUUUGCCUGUCCACAUUUCUGGCAUACUUGUACUGGGGCUCUUGUACAUAGAAUGUUGGGAAGAUUGUGUGUCUCAUAAUUCGUAAUGCCAAGUAAUAAGCCCUUCACAUUUCACAUCAUACAGCACUAGCAUUGUGGGAAGUUUAAACAAUUUCCUAUCCCCACUGCGCACUCAUUGGAUCAUCCUUGAUAAUGAUUAAGUUAUGGGGAUAGUGCCGAAGUUGCGCGGCAAAGACGGAACCCUUGCCAGCUGUUAAACAAAUAUAAAGAAAGGUGGGUGGGUGGGUCGGUUUCAUUUUUCUGAUAAAUCCCCUCCUGGGGAAAACCCCGUUUCCCACCGAAUCUCCCUCCAGCUGUUACUUCCUGGGUCGACCUCACCACGCGCUCCUCGGCGUUGCGGAUGGAUCCAACAAAGAGGCAGUAGGGUGAUCAUCCCUUGUACUUAUAUAGUAGUGAGGAUCAUGUGAUUCAGGAUAAGCCAAUGAGCGCGCAGUGAAGAUAAGAAACUUAUUGAGUUAGAAACUGCCCUAGAGGGCCCAGGACUUCUCACUGCGAUGAGAGACAGACUGUUCUGGAAAUCAGACUUUACUUGCUGCACCUCAAAACAGAGGAUGAAUAAUGAUGAUGAUGUGGGAAGUUUCUUUUUCAUAAAACUAUUGUGGGUAAAUUCAUGAUAUAACGUGUAACAACACUUAGGUACAGUAAUGUCACAUAGUACAGGCCUAAGUGGACCUGAGACUGCAUCAAGAAAUUAAGACUCAAGAAAUGCCCACACUUCAUAUUUUUACCCACAUUCUGUAGAGGACACAUUUAUUAUUUACAUUUAUACCCAAAACCUACUUCAUAACAAGCUAUUAUUUCAUACAUGUACAUAUUGCAUCACACAUUGCAACACGUAAACUACCAUUAUACAAAACUCGCAUCUGUUAUGAGAAGUGUUGGAAUCGGGGUGAACAGUCCUCAAAUAUUCAUUUUUCAAUUGUGUAGACAGUUUGGGAUGGCACGAACACUAGUACUUGUGCUGACAUGCAAGGUUGCUAAGUUUCUACUGUCACAAAGGUCCUAUACCAGCACUGCUGGUCUAGUCCACCAAAUGGCAUCAUGCCUGUACCUUGACGACUUCUAGGAGCGCUGGACACACAUUUUUUUGGGGAGCGAUAACUUGUGAUAUUCAAUAUUUUGAUUCCUUAAAGUUUUUGCUCUUUCAAGACGUUGACAGAAAACAGGCCUAUAGCUGAAAACGAUUUCCUGGCCCAUGUUUAGGAUCACAAAUUAGCACUUCCCCAAGAAAAUAGAUACCAGCGCCCAUAGAAGUAUGCAAAGGGGGCUUUUUUGGACACAAUUAUUACUGAUUUAGUCAACAGGUAAGCCUGCAUGGACAGAUAUGUCAUAUAUAUGAUACUUUUGAUCAUUUUGAUUGUCACGUUUUUGGUAAAUAACAUGGGAUAUCACACUCUUUCACCAGCAUAGCAGUUCUCUCCACUUAGUGACAGUUGCAGACUAUCAAACACUGGGAAGUCAACAUUUAUGUACAGAAGUGCAGAUGCUAGAUAGCAAUAACAUUGAAUAUUUGGAUGUGAGGUACUAAUAACAAGUUUUUAAUAUGCAACUUGAGACUGUAGUAUUGUCUGAAGUUGGCACAGUUUGCACUAUAUGUAUAUGUACAUGUACACAGCUGGAAACACAUUGCGAGGUCCUCAAAUUACACCAAUAGCAUUUCUGAUUAUGUCUUCGUGCUGCAACGAAACCAGUUCAUUCUAUGCAUUCAAGAUAUCAAUACAGAUUCUUCAGAAAACAUCAGAGUUUUGGACGGAGAAUCAGGCAUGUCCACUU